This is a messenger RNA of Mycotypha africana, 717 nucleotides long. RefSeq lists its product as uncharacterized. The transcript is spliced from 3 exons. The coding region runs from base 1 to 717 and encodes 238 amino acids. The record is from RefSeq and is a predicted model, not a curated record. Lineage: Eukaryota; Fungi; Mucoromycota; Mucoromycetes; Mucorales; Mycotyphaceae.
AUGGGGUUUGUCAGCUGGGUGAUGCUGGCUAAUUUUGAACCUUCUCAAACGUAUGGGCAGAACCGACUGACGAUCUACUUUAUUGUCCCGCUCAUGGUUGGAUUUGUAGUCAUGUUUUGUAUGAACUAUACCAUUCAACUGUAUUUGAUGUUACUGGGAGGACUCGGUGGGCUGGCGUUUGGACUCUGGAUUUUGGGAUGGAAAUCUGACCUGGCUAUUACAUCCUCUUGGGGACGGGCAGUCUUUCUCACUGUGUGGGUGGUGGUGUGUAUGAUGCUCUCGUUGUAUUCGUGCUUUUGGCAUAAAAUGGGCGCAGCGGUAGCAGGAUCGUAUUUGUUUUUUAUGGGCCUUGAUAUUUUUUUCCAUACAGGAUUUUUGUAUUGUAUCACAACGACGUUGGAUGCUAACCCAAAUCAUGCGCAUCGAUAUGAAGUGUAUCGAGGAGUCUACAUUAUGCAAGCUUGUUUAAUCAUUUCGUUCAUGAUCACCUAUAUAUUCCAAAGCUUGGGUCAUCGUCCUGAGCAUAUUCGUCUUCAACAUUCCGUAGUGAUGGAUACGAUGAAGAAUCCACUUUACAAAUCACAUCUGAUACCGACGCAACGAUUUAUUCCAGCAGGUAUGGUACGCACAGGCUGGCGAUCCAACUGGCCUUUCUUUGGAAGAACGGUGGUACCUCCUCCUCCUCCACCACCAGCACCCGUGGCUGCUGUCGUCUAA